This is a messenger RNA of Drosophila obscura, 3384 nucleotides long. RefSeq names its product possible lysine-specific histone demethylase 1 (gene Su(var)3-3). The coding region runs from base 420 to 3158 and encodes 912 amino acids. The record is from RefSeq and is a predicted model, not a curated record. The transcript has 4 exons. Gene Ontology annotation, cellular component: nucleus. Lineage: Eukaryota; Metazoa; Arthropoda; Insecta; Diptera; Drosophilidae. Gene Ontology annotation, biological process: regulation of DNA-templated transcription. Gene Ontology annotation, molecular function: protein binding; oxidoreductase activity; flavin adenine dinucleotide binding.
GAUAAGUCCGCGGUCACACUGGACGAAAAAGCGAUUGAAAAUUGAAAACAAAUUCGGCUAUCACUAACUAGCCGAACUGACGUUCGAAACUAAGCCACAAACCGAAUCUAGUCGAUUAUUUUCGCAACAAGUCGUACCAAAGUGAACGCAUCCGAUCCCCAACCGCCAGGCCAUUCCAUUCGCAUGGUUCGUCGCCACCAGAACGUGUACCAAAAACCAAGUUAAUUAAAGUUGAGACAAUAUUUUGAGAUGCAUCGGACCCUGCCCCGCCUCUAGUCGCCCGUUCCGGCUCAGUUGUGCGCGGGUCAGUGGCCCUCCUCCUGCUCCUGAUCCUGACCUGACUGCCUACCCGUCCCCUUCCUCACGAAGAACACAGAAUUGCAAUCGCCGACUCCUGGAGGAUUCGGAGGAGACCUGCGAUGAAGCCAACCCUAGCCACCGGCGGUAGCAGCAGCGCCAAAGUGCCCGAACCCAUCGACUACGUGACCCUGAUCAGCGACGACUCCGAUGGUGAGCCGUCACCGAAGAGGACAGCUCCUCUACCGGCAACCACUCCUGGCACCAACAGCCAGAAGCUGAAAAUCCACGAUGACGACUCUAACGAUGCCCCCGCCACCAGUGCCAGUGCCAACGAUGAACGCCGCACGAGUCGGCGCAACAAGCCCAAAGUGGACUACACUACAAACAAGCCCAGCACGAGCGGCGAGGCGGCAGGCAGUGAAAGGGGCAGCGCGGGACCCACGAGAAGCACCAGCAACCCGCCGGGGGAGAAGCGCGUCCAGGCUCAGGUACAGUCGGAGCCACGCUCUCGGAAAUCAGACACUGCUGCUGCUGGGUCAUCUGCGGGCGGGAGUUCAGCCAACACGGGCACGCGCAGUGCCCCAUCCACAAACGGGGAGACACGGAACCGAGAUAUGGGCACGCCCACAGUGCUGACAGGGGAGGAGGGGGCUGUGUUUCAGUCCCGCCUGCCCUUUGGAAAGAUGACACCCAACGAGGAGGCCUGCUUUCCCGACAUCAGCCGAUCGGGCAUACUGGGGCACCGCGUUUUCCUCAACAUCCGCAACAGUCUGCUCCACAUGUGGGUGGACAAUCCGAAGCUGCAGCUCAGCUUCGAGAGCGCGCUAAAGGCACUGCCGCCGCCCUUUGACAGCGAACCGAACCUAGUGCGGCGCAUCCACUCGUUCCUGGAGCGACAUGGGUUCAUCAACUUUGGCAUAUUCAAGCGCCUGGUGCCCAUUCCGACCAAGAAGCUGGGCAAGGUGAUUGUCAUCGGUGCGGGUAUCUCUGGUUUGGCCGUUGCCCAGCAGCUGCAGCAGUUCGGCAUGGACGUCAUUGUGCUGGAGGCUCGAGAUCGGAUUGGUGGACGCAUUGCCACAUUCCGGAAGAACAGCUACAUAGCGGACCUGGGGGCCAUGGUGGUGACGGGCGUCUACGGCAAUCCGAUGACCAUAUUGAGCAAGCAGAUCGGCAUGGAUCUGGUGCCCAUACAUCAGACAUGUCCGCUCUACGGCCCGGACGGCAAGCCAGUGCCAAAGGAGAAGGACGAUGUCAUUGAGCUGGAGUUCAACCGCCUGUUGGAGUCGGCCAGCUAUCUGUCCCAUCGCCUGGACUUCAACUACGCCGGCAACUGUCCCGUGUCGUUGGGCGAUGCGCUGGAGUGGGUCAUAAGCAUGCAGGAGAUGCAGGCCAUGAACAAGCGGGCGCAGCAUAUGCAGGAUAUCAUUGCUGCCCAAAAGAAGAUCAUCGAGCACCAGAAGCGGUUGAAGGCCGUCAAGCAGACCAUCGACGCCCUCAGAACCGAGCACAUAUCCAUGGUGACGAAGCGCUGUCCAAAGGGUGUCGAGAGCGACGCGAGCUACGCGAGACAGGAGUACAACAUUCGCCACACCCAGGUCAAGCUGGACGACACGGUCAAGCAGUUUACGGAGCUCCACGAAGAGAACAAACAGAUGGUCGCCAAGCUCCACGAGCUGGAGCAAAACAAACCCAGCGAUGUGUACCUGAACACCCGCGAUCGCCUCAUUCUGGACUGGCAUUUUGCCAACCUGGAGUUCGCGAAUGCCACACGACUGAACAACCUGUCACUGAAGCACUGGGACCAGGACGACGACUUUGAGUUCAUUGGCCACCACACGACCGUUCGGAAUGGCUACUCUUGCGUGCCCGUAGCGCUCUCCGAAAACCUGGACAUACGCGUCAACAGCGCCGUCAAGGAGAUCAAGUACGGCCCCAAUGGCAUUGAGAUUGUGGCCGAGAACAUGAAGACCAGCAACUCUGUGAUGACAUACAAGGCAGACCUUGCUGUCUGCACACUGACGCUUGGGGUGCUGAAAGUAGCCGUGGCCGAGGAGGAAUCCCAGCAGAAAAACACUGUCAAGUUUGAACCGCCGCUGCCAGACUGGAAGCGGCAGGCGAUACGACGCCUGGGAUUCGGGAAUCUGAACAAGGUGGUUCUCUGCUUCGAUCGCAUCUUCUGGGAUCCCAAUGCCAAUCUCUUCGGCCAUGUGGGCAGCACCACUGCUAGUCGCGGGGAAAUGUUUCUGUUCUGGAGCAUCAGUUCGUCACCAGUGCUGUUGGCUCUGGUCGCCGGGAUGGCCGCCAAUAUUGUGGAGAGUGUCACAGACGACGUCAUUAUCGGACGCUGCAUGUCAGUGCUGAAGAAUAUUUUCGGCAAUACCGCUGUGCCUCAGCCAAAGGAGACGCUGGUCACGCGCUGGCGCAGCGAUCAAUGGGCUCGCGGUUCCUACAGCUACGUCUCUGUGGGCUCCUCCGGGAGUGAUUACGACCUGUUGGCAGCGCCCGUCAUACCGCCGCCUGUCAGUGGGCAGCGCUCGAGCAAGGACUCUGAGGGGCUUCCACGGCUCUUCUUUGCCGGCGAGCACACGAUACGCAACUAUCCUGCCACAGUACAUGGGGCCUACUUGAGCGGUCUGCGCGAGGCCGGCCGUAUUGCCGACUACUAUCUGGGCUAUCCGGAAGGCACGCCGCCCAACAUCGGCUACUCUGUCGCAGAAGCGGCCAAUGCCGUCUGUGUUGGCAAUGUUGUCAAGCUGCGCGACUUCUCGCCCAAUCUCUCCGACUCGCCAACGUCAAAAAAGUCUGAGGAGAACUCUAACUCAAACACUGCCGAGCCCGAGCCGACGGAAGUGCCGUAGCUCGCUAGCGUAUGUACAUGUACUGCGAGUAGUGUGUAGUGUAAGUGUUUCAACUAGCGCAAUAGAACCAUCAAAUAAGCCAUUUAGUUAAGGAGCUGUUGUAAUCUUGGAUCUGUAACUGUUUAGUGUGUGUAUUAUAGAAUCGGCUUUGCUAUACGAUAGGACAAGUUUCAGGAUAAGCUAGACCUAUGUAAAUACCUAAGACUAUUCCAGCACAUUUGGAUAA